AUGAGCAGACGGAAAAAUCCACAUCCGAAAAGAGCGGUGAACGCGAGGACGGUUUUGAAGGGAGAGAAAGAAGAACCUUUGGUGUUGUGUUCGAAGAUUCCUGACGAGGAUGAUGAUUUCGAGGGAAAUCAUCAUCAGAUACAAAAAGAAGAAGAAGAAGACGACGACGUAGAGCAAUUGCGGAGGAUUAUGUGCGUGCCGCGUGACGAUGUCGUGACGGAGCAAAAUCAGAUGCGAAAAGAAGAGGAAACUACUUUUAUUGCUAAAGGAGUGAAGAGAAAGAGAGGGCACGAGUGCGAUGUUUGCGAGAAGGUGUUUGGAAGUCAGGCCGAUUUGGCCAGACACAUGCGUACGCACACGAACGAGAAACCGUACGAAUGUGAUGUGUGCGAGAAGAGUUUUACGCAAGCUAGUAAUUUGAAAAGGCACAAGCGUAUUCACAUGAACGAGAAACCGUAUGAAUGUGACGUGUGCGAGAAGCGUUUUCGUGAUUCUGGUGAUUUGAAAGUCCACAUGCGUAUUCACACGAAGGAGAAACCGUACGAGUGUGAUGUUUGUGAUAAAGCUUUUCGUCAAUCUGGUCAUUUGCAAAGCCACAUGCGUAUUCACACGAACGAGAGGCCGUACGAAUGUGAUGUGUGCGAGAAGUGCUUUCGUGAUUCUAGUAAUUUGAAAAAGCAUAUGCGCAUUCACACGAACGAGAAACCGUACGAGUGUGAUGUUUGCGAUAAAGCUUUUCGUUAUUCUCAACAUUUGAAAAGACACAAGCGUACUCAUUGUGCCUUGUGA
This is a messenger RNA of Bathycoccus prasinos, 789 nucleotides long. Its product is annotated as PREDICTED: similar to Zinc finger protein 271 (Zinc finger protein 7) (HZF7) (Zinc finger protein ZNFphex133) (Epstein-Barr virus-induced zinc finger protein) (ZNF-EB) (CT-ZFP48) (Zinc finger protein. The transcript has a single exon. Gene Ontology annotation, cellular component: transcription regulator complex; PcG protein complex. Gene Ontology annotation, molecular function: RNA polymerase II cis-regulatory region sequence-specific DNA binding; DNA-binding transcription factor activity, RNA polymerase II-specific. NCBI's taxonomy places the organism in Eukaryota, Viridiplantae, Chlorophyta, Mamiellophyceae, Mamiellales, Bathycoccaceae. Gene Ontology annotation, biological process: regulation of transcription by RNA polymerase II. Bases 1 to 789 code for a protein of 262 amino acids. The record is from RefSeq and is a predicted model, not a curated record.